AUAUCAAUGAGUGCUCAUCUGGAAAUGGUGGAUGUGCUCAGACAUGCAUUAACACUGUUGGCAGUUACAGAUGUUCUUGUAAAGCAGGCUAUGCACUUAAUGGAAAGGCGUGUGUGGAUAUCAAUGAGUGUAACAGUGGAAAUGGUGGAUGUGCACAAACAUGUACAAACACAGUCGGAAGUUACACGUGCUCUUGUAAAGCAGGGUAUAGUCUUUCCACCACCAACGGACGCAGUUGUAUAGAUAUUGACGAGUGCAAACUGGGAACUUCUCGUUGUGUACAUGGAUGCAUAAACACACUUGGGUCUUACAGAUGUUCGUGCCAAGGGGGAUACACUCUUCAGUCAGACGGGUUUUCAUGCAGUGAUAUCAAUGAGUGUGCACAACUAAAUGCCGGUUGUAGCCAACGCUGUGUGAAUACCCAGGGUUCAUUUCGUUGUGAAUGUAACGCCGGAUAUAAACUGAAUGGACAGAGUUGUGAUGAUAUUGACGAAUGUGCUGAGUCAGACCAAGGCUGCCAACAUACGUGUGAAAACACACUUGGAUCAUAUCGCUGUUCUUGUAAUACUGGUUACGUCUUAGAU
This is a messenger RNA of Owenia fusiformis, 584 nucleotides long. The record is from the annotation of a GenBank genome assembly. Lineage: Eukaryota; Metazoa; Annelida; Polychaeta; Sabellida; Oweniidae.